UGUGCGUGUGGCUCCUUCUAACGCCUUAUACUGCCCGCCUCCGAAGCUUUGUUUCCCAGAAUGAGUGAGAACGCCGACGUGACAAAGAUGGAAAGAUAAAAGCCACAAUUCGCAAGAUUUUAAAUUGAAAAAAGGUCACAGAGAGCAUCAACAAAAAGUUAACCCAGUUCUUUCUCAGAACUUAAUCAAUUGGAUGAUAAAGACCACUACUUCGAGAAUCGUUAGGACAAUGUCAUCAUUACCAAGUCAUAAUCCAUACUUCAAUGCCUCUGGAAAGGACAUCUGGAGUCUUAUCAAUGAGUCAGCUGCUCACGCAGCCACUCAAAGUGACCGCGAGAUUAUCAAUCUGGGUCAAGGAUUCUUCUCUUAUUCACCUCCUGACUUUGUCAUUCAGGCUGCCAAAGAUGCAUUGGAUGUGCCAUUAAACAACCAGUAUGCUCAUACCAGGGGUAAGCCAAGUUUGUUGAACGCCCUUGCCAAAACAUACAGUAAGCGCUAUGGAAGGGAAAUAAAGACAGAUGAGAUCCUUGUCACAACAGGUGCCAAUGAGGCAUUGUUAACCAUCCUUACUGGGUUUAUCGAAAAAGGAGAUGAGGUUAUUGUCUUCGAACCUUUCUUCGAUCAAUACAUUUCCAAUAUCGAGCUUCCAGGUGGAAAAGUUGUUUACGUGCCACUGCAUCCACCAAAGGAAAUUUCAGAGCGUAAUGUUAAGGGAUCUGAAUGGAGAGUCGAUUACGACGAGCUAGAAGCUGCUAUAACCGACAAGACUAAGUUUAUCCUUAUCAACACUCCCCAUAACCCAGUUGGAAAGAUCUUCAACAAAGAGGAACUUACCAAGAUUGGUGACCUGGCCGUUAAGCAUAAUCUUUUGAUUGUUUCCGAUGAAGUUUAUGAGAAUCUCUACUAUGGUGACGACUUCCCAAGAAUCGCUACUUUAUCACCUGCCUUUGCAGAAAGAACAUUCUCAAUAUUCUCUGCUGGUAAAUCAUUUGCUGCUACUGGUUGGAGAAUCGGUUGGGUUAUUGGUAAUGCAGAAUUGAUAAAGUAUGCUGCCUUAGCACAUACAAGAAUUUGUUUCUCUUCACCUGCUCCCCUUCAAGAAGCUGUUGCGACUGCUUUCGAUGAAGUGACCAAGAAUCAAUACUUUGAAAAAACUCGUUCUGAGUACAAGAAGAAGUAUGAGAUCUUUACCAAGGUUUGGGAAGAGUUGGGUCUUCCAUAUACUGUUGCAGAUGGUGCUUACUACUUGCUUGUUGAUUUCUCCAAGGUGAAGAUUCCAGAAGAUUAUGAAUUCCCAGCAGAAUUCAAGGCUCGUGCUAAGGACUUUAGAUUGGCCUACUGGUUAAUUAAUGAACUUGGUGUUGUUUCCAUUCCUCCAACUGAAUUCUACAUCAAGGAGCAUGAGCAUGUUGCUGAGAAUCUUCUUCGUUUCGCACUUUGUAAAGACAAUGACGUUUUAGAAAAGGCUGUUGUUAGACUUAGAGAGUUGAAGAAAUAUCUUUAAGUUACAGAAUUCAAUUUCUAUAUAGAUGAUACAUAUUAAAUGACAAUCGUCUGUCUUUGAAAUUAGAUUAUGUACUUUAACGUCUAUUCUUUUUGCUACUGAAAGUUGCAGUCUUUCCUUGGUGAGGUUUCGAUUGCUUCUUCGCCGGUCUUGGACCUUCAGAUUCUUUUGUGUAAGGAUCAAACUGAUUAGAGGAUCUCUUUUUAUCUUUCCUGUCUUUGCGAGAAGGUUCCUUGAUAAUUUUGUCUGCUUUUGAGUAAUCGAAAGCUUCUCCUCUCUGUUGUAUUCUUUUUACAACUUUGCUGAUUGGUUUCUUCUUCUCAUUCAG
Messenger RNA from Williopsis jadinii, 1832 nucleotides. It is a transcript of the gene BNA3, whose product is annotated as kynurenine--oxoglutarate transaminase. Gene Ontology annotation, molecular function: pyridoxal phosphate binding; L-kynurenine:2-oxoglutarate transaminase activity. The transcript has a single exon. NCBI's taxonomy places the organism in Eukaryota, Fungi, Ascomycota, Saccharomycetes, Phaffomycetales, Wickerhamomycetaceae. Bases 230 to 1504 code for a protein of 424 amino acids. Gene Ontology annotation, biological process: biosynthetic process. The record is from RefSeq and is a predicted model, not a curated record. Gene Ontology annotation, cellular component: cytoplasm; mitochondrion.